CCGCCCCGCCCAUCCAUCUCAUCAGCCCUUCCGAGUCUAACGACUAGCAACUACGUAUGUGUGUGUGCGCGGAUGUACUUGGAUAUGUACUUGGUAUGGGUGGCUGCCAUAUAUGCCUGCAUACACAUGUACAUGCUUGCCUGCCUGCUUGCUUGCUUGCUUGCGUGGGCCCUCCGCCCUCUCAUCUCCUCGCUUUUCGCCUUUUGCAUCAUCUCUCCUGCUUCUUUUUCCCUUUUCUCCCUCGCUGCGAGUCAAGUGCCUACCCCCCGCCCCGGUUGCUCCAAGACUCGACUACCCCAGACCAUAUAAAUCACCCGGAGCCUGCCAGCCUAUAAUGCGGGGAUUAAGCAUCUGAAUUCCCACCACAUCAACCUCCACCAUCACUUCUGCCCUACCCGUCCCCUACUUUACCUAUCCAUUGUCUGUCCUCCGCCAUGGCCACCCGCUCGCUCCUGCUCCUCAUCUCUACAGCCUGAAGACGCUGCCUCACGGAUCCUGCAUGGCCCUGGGGUUGCAAACAUCUGACACCCAUUUCCCUGCCUGCUUCACUUCGCUUUCUAUAUAUACUUACCUACAUAUAGCCGCCCGUCUUUUCUUCUCGGCCGCCCAGCUCUGCUAUCUUGUUCUGCUUGCCCCAUUGUUUUUCUUUUCUUCUUUCUGCUACAUCGAACCACUGCUUGCCGGGGUCUCGCGCUCAACUCGUCCCAUAUAGUACGUAGUCCUAUUUUGGCGACUCUCAUCCCUCCGCUGCCCCGGAGCACGUCCUCCAACAUGUUCCACACUUUUCAAUCAUCCUCCGGCCUGCGGUCGCCUGGCACAGACGAUGGUCUCUCGGGGAAGCCCGCACGCGCAGCCGGUUCCCGCCGGAUUUCAACGAGCAACGCCUGCGUUGAAUGCAGAAGACGCAAGAUCCGCUGUGACGGAUCGCAGCCCUGCGGUCAGUGCCAGUGGUACCAACAUCCCGAAGCAUGCGGCUACUCCAAGCCUGCGCAGAGAAUUGUACCCAGCAGGAAGCUGGUCGACAAGUUAUCCACCAACAUUGAGCAAUACAAGGCUAUCUUGGCCAAAUUGUACCCCUCCAAAGAGCUCGACACACUCGUUGCCUUGCCACGAGAAGAACUCUUGGAGCUGGCAUUGUCUUCCCCAGGGUCUGCCCGGUACACCUCUCCAUCCACGGCCGAGACAAAGGCCAUCUCCGACGUCACUCUGGGGUCCGAUGGCGCUGAAAGUCUGGAGGCCCUCGAGCAGGCACCCCCAGAAGACCCAUUUUGGGACGAAGCUCGAAAGCACCAGGUCCGUAUCCAAGGUAUCUCAGACGAUGUCAAUGGUCUCUCCAUGUCUGUUGAUCGCAUGUCCUCUUACGUUGGCAUCUCCUCCAUUACAGCCGCCCUCAAAGUGAUUGUCAGAUGUGCUCCUCAAGUCCGACCGCUCAUCGCUCACAGCAACAACGAAACUAUGGGACCGAGCAGAGCUGCAUCUCCACCACCCGAAGCUGCCGACAGCAUACUGGACGCUUUGCCCCCACCUUCCCAGGGCCAAGAGCUGAUCGAGUCGUACUUUGAACGCAUCCACCCUUUCUGCCCGCUAAUUGAAGAACGCAAGUUCUGGUCCACGUACCUGUACGGCGACAGGAGAGACUCGCCGUGGCUGGGUCUCUUGAAUAUGGUAUUUGCAUUGGGGUCUCUUGCAUCUUCGACAGCAGAUAACGAGAUGCACUACAUCUACUACAACCGAUCACGAACGCACUUGAACUUGGAGUCGUUUGGAAGCGGCAAUCUCGAGGUUCUUCAAGCUCUCGCCAUCAUGAGUGGGUACUAUAUGCAUUAUUUGAAUCGACCCAACGAGGCUCAUUCACUCAUGGGUGCCACUCUUCGAAUGGCAACAGCACUAGGCUUGCAUCGGGAGUACUCUGAAGGCACGAAGAGCGAUGAAAACAGGCACCUCAACUUGCUGACAUCGACCGAAGAAAUCUCCAUAUCACCCGAAAUGAGGAGACGGAUAUGGUGGAGUCUUUUCUGCUUGGAUUCAUGGGCAUCUACAACCACCGGAAGGCCGUCUCUGGGGAGAACGGGACCUUCCAUAACCGUGCUGUUGCCCGGAACUUCUCGAAGCUCGAACAUCGAGCAACUCAAGGUACUACCGCUGGUCCACGCCGCCCAAUUCUGCAAGAUUUCUACCAGAAUCCAAGAUCGCCUGGUGGAAUCCCCGCUUCUUUCGCCCUCGGAAACGGCGUCACACGAUGCUGAGAUCGUCAAGUGGCACGAUGAACUUCCCAUAAUCCUCUCGGAUGUGGAUGAGUCUUGUCCCGAGUUCCUACGCCGUGUGCGAUUUGUGAUGAAAUGGCGGUUUCAAAAUCUGCGCAUCGUACUCCACAGGCCAUUCCUCUUGAGCGCAGCUCUGCGAAGAUGCCCCUUCAACGACUUGAGUGCCGACGAGAAGGUUGCGGUAGGCAAGUGCCGCAUACUCGCGGCAAAGACGAUCGAGGAUAUGUCGAACGAAUGCCAACCCGAUCUCAUAUCAGGCUGGAAUGCAGUAUGGUUCGUGUUCCAGGCAUGCAUGGUGCCGCUGGUGUCCUUGUUUAGCGAUACGAGCAUGCCGGAGGAAGUACGAAAGUGGAUGGCCACCAUUGAAACGGCGAUAGCCUUCUUCGAAAGAUCCAAGCCAUGGAGUAUCGCAGCCAAGCGCAGUAUGGACGCUGUAGCUAAACUCUACCAGGCCUACAAAAUACAGGCUUCCACGCAAGGCCAAUCAGAGCCUGGACAGCCUGCCAUCCCUGUCAGUCAACCGCCUCCGUUUGCUCACCACAUGCAAGGUCUGGGUGGGUUUGAAUUCGACCAUGUUCAUGAAGGGUCCAACUUCGCGAUGCACCCUGGCGCAGUGGGUGGGUGGGGUGCGGAUGCGAAUGCCGUCGGCACCAACCUCAGCGGUUUCUGGGACGAGAUGCUGUGGGACACCAAUCUGCCAGACAUGAUGGACCCGCCAUAUAUGGGAAUGACCACAGACUACGACUUCCAGAACAGCGCGCCAGAAAAAGGGCCGCUGUGGAUGGGCGGCAUGUAG
Periconia digitata is the source of this 3060-nucleotide messenger RNA. The record is from the annotation of a GenBank genome assembly. Lineage: Eukaryota; Fungi; Ascomycota; Dothideomycetes; Pleosporales; Periconiaceae.